Messenger RNA from Zeugodacus cucurbitae (melon fly), 2492 nucleotides. RefSeq names its product metallophosphoesterase domain-containing protein 1. The record is from RefSeq and is a predicted model, not a curated record. Lineage: Eukaryota; Metazoa; Arthropoda; Insecta; Diptera; Tephritidae. Gene Ontology annotation, molecular function: hydrolase activity. The coding region runs from base 139 to 1044 and encodes 301 amino acids. The transcript is spliced from 2 exons.
UAUAUAGAUAAUAGCUAUAGUGACAUCCGUGGUGUUAUACUGUAUUUAUUUAGUUAUUCUGCCAAAGUUUGGGAGACGUUUGAUUCUGUAAAGUGAAAUUAUACACAUAUUCUGUGUGUAACAUUAUACAUAUAAUACAUGGCUUUGGAAAAUUUAAUAUCCGUACAUCCAUUAACCAAUGAUCCAACGGCGGCUUGGCAGGAGAUCUCCAAAACUCAACGAGUAAUAAAAGUGUCCAUAAGUAGGGCGGUUAAACAGAAAGAUCAUAAUAAAAUUCGUGUUGUUUGUAUGAGUGAUACACAUUCGUUAACACCUUACUUAAAGUUUGAUAUACCGGAUGGUGACAUUUUUAUCCAUGCAGGCGAUUUUACAAAAUGUGGUAAAUUUGAGGAGGUAGUUGAUUUUGAUAAAUGGAUUGCUACGCUUCCUCAUAAGCAUAAAAUAGUCAUUGCGGGAAAUCACGAGCUAAGUUUUGAUACCACAUUUACAGAAGGUUCAUUGAAUAAAUGUGCUGUUAGUCGCACGAAACACACUGGCCGCUUCAGCCUCGACAGUAUGCCAACGUUGGGAAAUCCUCUAGAAGACAUUGAAAGUGCUAUUCAAACACAAAAUAUUCGUGAUGUUUUAGUCAAUUGUACUUAUAUAGAAGACCAAUUAAUUGAUGUGAUGGGUAUACGUAUAUAUGGUACUCCCUGGCAACCAGAAUUUUGUAAAUGGGCCUUUAAUUUACCGCGAGGGGAAGCAUGUUUAAAUGCUUGGAACCGAAUACCAAAUAACGUUGAUAUAUUGGUAACACAUACACCCCCCAUAGGUCAUGGAGAUUUAUGCUGUUCUGGAGUUCGUGCUGGUUGUGUAGAUUUGCUUACAACAUUACAGAAACGAGUUAAACCCAAAUAUCAUGUAUUUGGACAUAUCCAUGAGGGUUAUGGUAUUACAUCCGAUGGAAAUAUUAUAUAUGUGAAUGCUUCAACUUGCGAUAUAAAUUAUAUACCUAAUAAUCCACCAAUUGUAUUUGAUAUAUCUUUGCCAACCAACAAAUAUUAAUGAUAUCAUCAAUUGGAAUAGGUUAUUUAAGUUUCUAGUCAUAGACAUAAUGUUGGACGUUAAACAAGAACCUAAUAAUCGAUUUGAAGACGUAUGUAUGUAUGACUAUAAUUGUUUUUAAUAUAGUUUAAACGUCGUACUAAUUAUUAUUAUUUUUUAUUUAAUAUAGUUUAGAAAUUAUUAGUUUUAUCAAAUUAUUGCAGCAAUAUUAACUCUAAAUGUGAAUUUUUGUUUACAUAUUAUAUAAUUUUUCAAAAUAUAAAAAUUUCUACAAGUUAAAAUAUAUAAUAAAAUUUAUGUUAUUAGAACAUGAUUUAAAAUUUAUAUAUUUUUUUAAUUUCAAUGACAGAGAAAAAGUUCAGAACAAUAACCAAUUCAAAUAUGAAAAAGAGUUGAUUUAUGUGGGUUAUUCGCCCAUGGUAUGGUAAAGUAUAUUUAUGUAUAGGGUUGCAUAUACUCGUGCUAUAAGGGUGUAAUUAUAAACAAUUGAAAGUUGAUUCAUACAAUAAAAAUGUAUAGGUUUUCAGCCCUAUUCUGUGCACUUGACAAAAUAACAAAAAAGUUUAAAAUUUUUUCAGAUUUUUAUAAGGUAAGAACUUUUUUGGUAUUCUGUGACAAUUUUGAUAAAAUAAAAAGCUUCAGUACGCAUAGCUUUUCCCCACACGUGUGGGAAACAAAAUAAUGUAAACAGAAACAGCUGAUUCUGUCCAAUUAUAUUCGAAUUGAAUUGAAAAAUUGAUUUGAAUUAUUUUUUAACGUAAGUUUUCAAAUACAUUUCAAUAUUUGUUGCAAAAUAGUUAAUAAUUUAACUUCAAUUUCACAAUAAAUCCAUUGCUUUUGGUCUAGACUUUUCUUAGGGUGCGCAAUUAUUCCAUGCUCCGAAGCUGCCUUAAUUUUUUACCCAAAAGGCCGUUAUUUGGAUGAUUGUUUGUUUUAACCGAGCCUUCUUCAGUGUGGCUUCGUUGACAAAUUUGGUUUAUGAUUGACCAAAGAGUUAUCAGCCUAUCUAUCCGAUUCUGAUAUCGAGAUAUCGACUGAAGCCUUUCAGACCUGAUGCAAAGUAUUUGGUUUAGUUUCACAACUCCAUUUAAUUUAUAUGGAUGACAGGGUUAUACCUAACCAAACUGGGAGUGCCGCGCGUAAAUAAAGUUGAUUGAUAAUCAAAUGACAGAGCCUAUAUAUUCACUUUUCCAUCCCAGAUCCUCCAUAGUCUUUUGCUCCCCCGCAAUCCCGUAGAAUACUUCAUAAUAUAAUACAUAUAUAUAUGUCCUUUAUAAUAUAUUUAAAACUGUUUGGAAUGCAAUUUUGAUUUAGUUGGUUGUUAUGUUUAGCUUCAGAAAAGUUCUUUGGGGACUACGAAAUCUAAACUGUGUUCUUUGUUGGCAAAAAUUUGCAAAGCUGUAAUCGCAUGCAAUAUAUAAAAAACAAUUUCGUCAAUGUUACCCUCA